This is a messenger RNA of Sebastes umbrosus (honeycomb rockfish), 5097 nucleotides long. RefSeq lists its product as uncharacterized. The transcript is spliced from 21 exons. The record is from RefSeq and is a predicted model, not a curated record. NCBI's taxonomy places the organism in Eukaryota, Metazoa, Chordata, Actinopteri, Perciformes, Sebastidae. Bases 16 to 5097 code for a protein of 1693 amino acids.
GCUUCAACAUCAACCAUGUUCUCUGGAGCUCUGCUGCUGCUGUUGGCAGCUGGAUGUGUGAAGGGUGAAACGUUGACUCAGCAAGCCUCUGUGACUGUGCAGCCAGGUCAACGUCUGACCAUCACCUGUCAGGUCUCUUAUUCUGUUAGCAGCUACCGCACAGCUUGGAUCAGACAGCCUGCAGGGAAAGGACUGGAGUGGAUCGGAAGCGCACGUAUUGGAUACACCACAUACUACAAAGAUUCACUGAAGAACAAGUUCAGUAUCAGUUUAGACUCUUCCAGCAACACAGUGACUCUAAACGGACAGAACGUGCAGCCUGAAGACUCUGCUGUGUAUUACUGUGCCAGAGACAAUUCGGGUAGCAGCGGCGGCUUCGACUACUGGGGGAAAGGCACCAUGGUCACCGUCACUUCUGCCACUCCACCUACACCAUCUGCACCAACGGUGUUUCCUCUGAUCCAAUGUGGCUCCGAGGCUGGAGCAAUGGUCACUCUUGGCUGCCUCGCCACCGGCUUCUCGCCCUCCUCACUGACCUACGCAUGGAACCAAAAUGGCGUUGCCUUGACGGACUUCAUUCAGUACCCUGCAGUACAGAAAAACAACCUCUAUACCGGAGUCAGUCAAAUCCGAGUGAGGAGACAGGACUGGGACGCCAGGGUGCCCUUCCAGUGUGUCGCAACCAAUACAGCGGGAACUGCCCAAUGUCGUUUCGAACCACCACCACCACCAACACAACCACCACCGGUGAUUUGUCAGUUGCCAACUCUUAAAGUGUUGGCCUCCCCUGGUGAUGAAGCCGAGGCUUCCUUCUCCUGCUUUGCCAAAGAUUUUUCACCAAAAGAUUAUGAGUUCAAAUGGCUGAAAAAUGAAGUGGAAAUCACCACCAAAAUAAACGAGUUCACAACACCUUAUAAGGAAAGAGAGGACGAUAAUGGAACCAAACUGUACAGCGCGGCCAGUUUUCUCACGUUGAAGUCUAGUGAGUGGACUCCUGGCAUGGAGAUUACAUGCAAGUUCAUUGGGAAAUGUAGAAGUUCAAGUCAAGAAGUUACAACAGCCAAGAAUUCAUCUGUGAUAUAUGACCCACCUUGUCCGCCAUCUGUGGGAUGUCCUAAAGCAGAUGUGGAUGUUACGAUCAUUGAACCCAAAAUGGAGGACAUGUUUUUGGAGAGAAAAGGAACUGUAAUAUGUCGAGUCAACAUAAAUAACCCAUCUGUCGAAGAGAUUUUUUGGGAAAACAAGAAAGGAGAUGCAGUGGCUGAUUCCUUAAUAUCCCCACCUAAAGGACGUACAGGCAUAGUAGACUGUCCACUCGAGAUCUCGUACGACGAAUGGAGCCGAGGGGAAAAGUAUGUCUGCAUUGUUGUACAUACCGAAUUCUUGGAAAGACUGAAGAAACCCUACGAGAGGACUAUUGGAGGUCAGACUCAGCGUCCUUCCGUGUUUAUGCUACCUCCAGUAGAACAUACUAGACAAGAAAGGGUGUCCCUGUCUUGCUAUGUGAAAGACUUCUUCCCUCAGGAGGUUUUUGUGUCUUGGCUUGUUGAUGAUGAGGAAGCGGACUCACAGUACGAGUUCCAUACCACAAACCCCGUAGAAAGCCAAGGAUCCUAUUCGGCUUACGGCCAGUUAUCUCUCACCCUCGAGCAGUGGAAAAACAAGGACAUGGUGUAUAGCUGUGUAGUUCACCACGAGUCUGUGGCUAACUCAACUAAAGCUAUCGUCAGGUCCAUCGGCCAAAGAACGUUUGACAGAACCAACCUGGUCAACCUCAACAUGAACAUCCCUGAAACGUGCAGGCCCCAGUUACCAGACUUCUACCUACUGAACGGUCCGCUGGAAGCAGAAGAAGAUAACAUGGGAAGCACAGCCAUCACCUUCAUCCUUCUCUUCCUCAUCACUCUGCUGUUCAGCAUUGGAACCACUGCUUUUAAGCACCUGGAAUCAUCAGCCCGUGUUCAACUCGACAUACAAAACUAUUUCUUCUCUAUCUCAGCACCGCUGGUCGUCUCUCCAAACAUCACAUUACAUCCCGACUGGGAAGGUGAAUUCGGGACCUCAUCGGUCAAACUCAUCUGCACCCUGAGCGGCUUCUUUCCAAACGAUCUGGAUGUGAUGUGGGAGCGGGACGACCAAACUCUAGACAUUCAGGGAAUCCAAAGAAAGCUGCAGAGUUUGGAGAGAGGAAAGAAGGAAACCUUCAGUCUAAGCAGUGAGAUUGAGCCAAAUAUGACGGAGUGGGAUGCUGGCUCAAAGUUUACAUGCAAGUCCAGUCGCAAAGAUCAGGAAUUUAUAAAAACAAUAAGUAUUUGUCAAAUCCUUUCAAGUGCCCCUCCCCCCAUCCAUGUGGAGAUUCCCAGCUUCAAGGAAGUAAUGGAGGCAAAAUCCGAUGUGAAAGCAACAUGUUCGGUCCUCACUGUUCUCAAUGCCAAGGUGACCUGGGGAGUAACAGAGGGUAGCACCGCGACCCUGGUCAAAAACACAACUCAUAUAAUCAGUCAAGUGACGGUUUCCUCAAGUCGAUGGAAACAGCUCAAGUCUAUAACAUGUAAAGCUGAACAUAAGUGCUUCUCAUCCACCGAGGUGACUGUGAAUGUUGCAGAACCUGCAGUCACGCGUCCAGUGGUUGAGAUCAGGAGAUUGCUGAAAGGAGACGUUGCUAUGCUGGAGUGUGACGUCACACAGCUCUCAUCACGUGACCUGUACGUCACCUUUCAGGCCAACGGUACCGACAUCUCUGAGAGACAGUAUGUUGAACUUCCUGAAGCUUCAAUCAGUAAACGCUUCUCUGUCCCAGAAAGUCACUGGAAUAAUGUCAACAGUUUCACCUGCAAAGUGCACCAAGGCUUCUCUGACACCUUUAUGUCAAACUCUUAUGGCAACUUCUUUGGGGUCGCAUCGGUGGAACUUCUUCUGGCCCCCAGUGAAGUCUCAGGAACACAGAGACUCUUAUGCUCUGCAUGGGGCUUCAACCCUAAAAUCAAAUGGUCUUCUGAGCCAAGAUCUCCAUCAACUAAUGACGUCAGCAUGGGUGCAGACGGACGUGUGGCAGUAACAAGUCAACUUCACAUCCCUCACACAGAGUGGAGCACGGGGAAGGUCUUCACUUGUCGAGUAUCUGACAAGUCUCAGAACAAACCUGUCAAGAAGGACAUCAGCGUCUGCUCAGUCCUUUCAAGUGCCCCUCCCCCCAUCCAUGUGGAGAUUCCCAGCUUCAAGGAAGUAAUGACGGAGGAAUCCAACGUGAAAGCAACAUGUUCGGUCCGCACUGUUCUCGAUGCCAAGGUGACCUGGGGAGUAACAGAGGGUAGCACCGCGACCCUGGUCAAAAACACAACUCAUAUAAUCAGUCAAGUGACGGUUUCCUCAAGUCGAUGGAAACAGCUCAAGUCUAUAACAUGUAAAGCUGAACAUAAGUGCUUCUCAUCCACCGAGGUGACUGUGAAUGUUGCAGAACCUGCAGUCACGCGUCCAGUGGUUGAGAUCAGGAGAUUGCUGAAAGGAGACGUUGCUAUGCUGGAGUGUGACGUCACACAGCUCUCAUCACGUGACCUGUACGUCACCUUUCAGGCCAACGGUACCGACAUCUCUGAGAGACAGUAUGUUGAACUUCCUGAAGCUUCAAUCAGUAAACGCUUCUCUGUCCCAGAAAGUCACUGGAAUAAUGACAACAGUUUCACCUGCAAAGUGCACCAAGGCUUCUCUGACACCUUUAUGUCAAACUCUUAUGGCAACUUCUUUGGGGUCGCAUCGGUGGAACUUGUUCUGGCCCCCAGUGAAGUCUCAGGAACACAGAGACUCUUAUGCUCUGCAUGGGGCUUCAACCCUAAAAUCGAAUGGUCUUCUGAGCCAAGAUCUCCAUCAACUAAUGACGUCAGCAUGGGUGCAGACGGACGUGUGGCAGUAACAAGUCAACUUCACAUCCCUCACACAGAGUGGAGCACGGGGAAGGUCUUCACUUGUCGAGUAUCUGACAAGUCUCUGAACACACCUGUCAAGAAGGACAUCAGCGUCUGCUCAGUAACUCCAGCAUCAUCUCAGGUAGUUGGCGUGUACGUUCAGGGACCACCACUCCAGCAGCUUCACAACAAGGGUCAGGUGACUAUCACCUGUCUCCUGGUGGGCCCUUCUCUUCAGGAUUUCUCCGUAUCCUGGAAAGUAGGCGGCAACUCCCCGAAUGACCAUAAGGAGCCACCAGUGAGUCACAGCAAUGGGACAGAGACUUUGCGGAGCUCCGUCAAUGUGUCAGCGGCGGACUGGCAUGCAUUUAAAGAAGUGUCUUGUGAGGCAAAGCACCACUGUUCCAACCGGGGCUACAAGGACCAUAUAAGCAAAAGCAGAGAUCUGCAUCCACCAACCAUGGAGAUAACACAACUAACUGCUGCUGACCCGUCUACGUCAGACGUCCUCGCGCUGGUUUGCCAAGUCUCUGGAUUUUCCCCAUCUGACAUCAUAGUGUACUGGGAAGAGAAUGGCAAGAGACUCCCUUCCAGUCACUACACCAACAGUCCUACAUGGAAAUACACCGGGAGCAGCACAUAUUCGAUGAGCAGCAGACUAAACGCGUCAAAAACUGAGGAGUAUUCUUGUGUUGUCAUACAUGAGUCAUCUGAAACGCCUUCGAAAAGGCCUUUCAAGGAUGUGUUUGCCACGGUGACCCACAGCCAACCUUCAGCCACCUUGCUCCAGGGCUCCGGUGAACUUGUGUGCCUGGUCUUUGGCUUCAGCCCUGCAGCCAUUAACAUCACUUGGUUUCUCGAUGACACCAAAGAACUGUCGGACUACGACACUAGUGAACCCCACAGAGGCCCGAACGGAACGUUCAGCAUUCAAAGCCGCCUUCAUCUGUCCCGAGUCAUCUGGUUACCUGGAGCCAACCUCACCUGCAGGGUGACACAUGCAAACACCACGAUAUCCCUGGACAUAUCCAAACCAGACACCUUGGAGGACUGUAAUUUCUUAGAUUACAUCAUGCAUAAUGACGUGAACCAAGACACAGGUGUGGAAAGCUCGUAUAUGACUUUCACUUUCCUCGUUCUUUUCCUCAUCUCCAUCAUCUACGGUGUCUUGGCGACCAUGAUGAAGGUAAGAUAA